Xenia sp. Carnegie-2017 is the source of this 1081-nucleotide messenger RNA. Its product is annotated as UDP-GalNAc:beta-1,3-N-acetylgalactosaminyltransferase 2-like. The record is from RefSeq and is a predicted model, not a curated record. The transcript has 9 exons. NCBI's taxonomy places the organism in Eukaryota, Metazoa, Cnidaria, Anthozoa, Malacalcyonacea, Xeniidae. The coding region runs from base 2 to 1081 and encodes 359 amino acids.
UAUGUUUACAUUAAAUGACAUCCUUAAGCCAACUUUACUAAUAUUGAUCGCUAUUUUCGUGUUAUACAUCUAUAAUCAUCUUGUUGUUAAAGAUUUGAAGCUUUGCUGCGAUAAUACAGCAGAGAAUUAUUCUCAUUAUGAUUUGGUCGUUGGAAUACUUUCAUCGCGCGGCAACUUUGAUUUGAGGCAAAGUUUACGUGAAUCAUGGGUUGGCUAUGCAAGACGACAUUCAUCUCUAAAUAAAAGAGUGUUGGUGAAGUUCAUCGUUUCAAAUAAUGCAUGUUACGUUCCUCCAGAGUUCAGGAUUGAUCCUUACAAAUGCGAAAGAAAGAAAAUCGAAUCUCCAAACUACGAAAAUGAAGUAAUUGCUUACAAACGACCAAAUGAAGAAAAUUUGAGAUAUUUUCACAGUGGAUCUAUCGGAUGGGACUUUGAUAUCAUCCGUCCCAUUAUUUUGACUCGUCUUGGCAUCUCUUUAUCAUCGUUGAAUUCAAAAAGAAACUCUUCUGUUCGACUCUACGACAGAACAACUAAGAGCGAAAUUAUAUCUGUUUAUUUCUCUUUCCAAGACCCUGGUACAACAGAAAACGGUUCGUCGUUUAAAGCAAUUGAAAACUUUAUUUUGCCAAAGGACUUCAAGGGCAGCGUCGUGUCUGAAAACGUAAAAUGUUCAAGUUCUCGAUGCAGAAAAUGCGAGUAUUUUGCCAACAUUGAAAACGGAGAGGAUUAUUUCAAUGUACACAAGAUAAGACGGAUUAACAACGAGUUCGCCGUCUUUCCCGAAGUCGAGGAAUCAAUUCCUGAUGCUAGAUGCGUGGAUGGGGCUGGAACGUUCAUGUAUCGACUUUACAAUUCUCCGGGGAAGAGAGUCGUGACAAAAGAGGAAGAAGAAACUCGAAUGUCGGAGUGGCAGCGAUUGAAAGACGAUGAGAAUGAACGUUUACUUAAAGAAAGCAGAACUAUUUCUGAUAUUCUUUUGUUUCAAAUGUCGAUGUUUACAGAAAUCUUCCAUCCCAGUUGCUUCAGUUUUUCUCGUGGUAAGAGAGUGUCUGAGACUUUUAUAUUUUUCAUGCCACUGUGA